Tripterygium wilfordii is the source of this 5971-nucleotide messenger RNA. RefSeq names its product guanine nucleotide exchange factor SPIKE 1. The transcript is spliced from 31 exons. NCBI's taxonomy places the organism in Eukaryota, Viridiplantae, Streptophyta, Magnoliopsida, Celastrales, Celastraceae. Gene Ontology annotation, biological process: small GTPase-mediated signal transduction; positive regulation of GTPase activity. Bases 16 to 5763 code for a protein of 1915 amino acids. Gene Ontology annotation, molecular function: guanyl-nucleotide exchange factor activity. The record is from RefSeq and is a predicted model, not a curated record.
ACCCGAAACCCGCCCAUGUUUGUGGUUGGUUGGACUUUUUGGACUCGUCUCUUGACUCCUGUCUUCGCUGGCUCGCUCUCUGCUGCUUCGAAGCUCGGAGUUGCUGCUUCUUGUCUUCUAGGUCUCAACACUGAAUCUAUCAUCACUUCCACUACAUUGUUCCUUUUCAAGAUCUCCGGUCGCUUCGCAUGCUUGUUUCAGCUUGAAUUUGGAGGUCGAAUGGAUGUUGGCGGUAGUAGUGGUGGCAAUGGGGGCCAGCGGUUCCGCAGAAUACCUCGUCACUCCUAUUCUCACGUCAAAUUGGACCCCUUGAUUGAUGAAAAUGUGGAGCAGUGGCCACAUCUGAAUGAACUGAUUCAGUGCUACCAAAGUGACUGGGUGAAGGAUGAAAACAAGUACGGGCACUAUGAAAGCAUCAAUCCCAGUUCUUUUGAAAAUCAGAUAUUUGAAGGGCCUGAUACUGAUAUCGAGACAGAGAUGCGACUUACUAGUGCAAGGCAAACUAAGGCAGAAGAAUAUACGGACGAUGACAACCCAAGUACCUCAGGCAGGCAGUUUACAGAGGUGGAAUCAUCACUGCCACUUGGUUUGAAGCAUUUUGGACAAUCGCCUCUCCCUGCUUACGAACCGGCUUUUGACUGGGAAAAUGAAAGGUCAACUAUAUUUGGCCGAAGGAUUCCAGAAACUCCUAUGGCACAAUAUGGCAGUGGAUUGAAGAUAUCUGUGAAAGUACUUUCUCUAUCAUUUCAAGCAGGACUAGUUGAGACCUUCUAUGGCACAAUUUGCUUAUAUAACAAAGAGAGAAGAGAAAAGUUGUCUGAAGAUUUUUAUUUCUGCAUAUUGCCAACUGAAAUGCAGGAUGGAAACGUUUCUUAUGAACCUCGUGGGGUUUUCUCUUUAGAUGCUCCAUCAGCAUCAGUUUGUCUGCUGAUACAGUUAGAGAGGCCGACUACAGAAGAGGGAGGCGUUUCUUCGUCUGUUUAUUCACGUAAAGAACCUGUGCACCUGACGGAAAGAGAAAAGCAGAAAUUGCAGGUGUGGUCUCGAAUAAUGCCUUAUGGAGAGUCCUUUUCCUGGGCUAUUGUUCCAUUAUUUGAUAACAGCAUAGGUGGAACUUCUGGCGGGUCUGCAUCCCCUAGCAGUCCUCUUGCUCCGAAUAUGUCCGGGACGAGCUCUAAUGACGGUGUGUUUGAGCCUAUUGCAAAAGUAACGUCAGAGGGGAAGUUGGGUUAUUCAAGUGGAAAUUCCGUUAUUGUUGAACUAUCUAAUUUAAACAAAGUUAAGGAAAGCUAUACUGAGGAUUCACUUCAGGAUCCUAAGCGCAAGGUUCAUAAACCUGUGAAAGGUAUUCUAAGACUUGAAAUUGAGAAGCAUCAGACGGACCAUACUGACUUGGAAAAUAUAUCUGAAAGUGGCAGUGUGACCAAUGACUUCAUUGACCCUGGGGAUCGUAUGGUUGAUUCAACGUUAAAAAAAAGCCCUAGCGAUGGCGCUGAUGUGCCUCAGAGUAGCAACUCCAAGUGGAGUAACUAUGAUGGGAAAGAAAUAUCUGGAAAUGGAUCAAAUGCCCGUGGCAAUCCAGAUUUGAGUGUUGAUGAUUUCCAAGCUUUUGACUUCCGUACGACAACGCGAAAUGAGCCUUUCAUGCAGCUUUUUCAUUGUCUAUAUGUUUAUCCUUUAACUGUUAGCUUAAGUCGGAAAAGAAAUUUGUUCAUACGGAUUGAAUUAAGAAAGGAUGAUAUGGAUAUUCGUCGGCAGCCUUUAGAGGCUUUGUAUCCAAGAGAGCCAGGCACAUCACUCCAGAAGUGGGCUCAUACUCAAGUUGCUGUUGGAGCUAGAGUUGCCAGCUACCAUGACGAGAUUAAACUUUCGCUUCCUGUUAUCUGGACGCCAUCUCACCACCUUCUUUUCACUUUCUUCCAUGUUGAUCUUCAAACAAAACUAGAAGCUCCAAAGCCAGUGGUAAUUGGAUAUGCAGCGCUUCCAUUAUCUACACAUGCCCAGUUGAGAUCCGAAAUUUCGUUGCCAAUUAUCAAAGAGCUAGUUCCACAUUAUCUCCAGGAGUCGGGCAAGGAGAGACUGGAUUAUUUGGAAGAUGGAAAAAAUGUCUUCAGAUUGCGCUUAAGACUAUGUUCUUCUUUAUACCCCAUAAAUGAAAGGAUUAGAGACUUUUUUCUCGAGUAUGAUAGGCACACUCUUCGAACGAGUCCACCUUGGGGUUCCGAACUUCUGGAGGCUAUUAACAGUUUGAAGAAUGUGGAUUCUACUGCUCUGCUUCAGUUUCUUCACCCAAUCUUGAAUAUGCUUCUCCACCUUAUAGGCAAUGGUGGAGAAACCCUGCAGGUUGCUGCCUUCAGAGCCAUGGUCAAUAUCUUAACGCGUGUGCAGCAGGAGUCUGUUGAUGAUGCUGAACGAAAUCGUUUUCUUGUUAACUAUGUCGAUUAUGCUUUUGAUGACUUUGGGGGUCGGCAACUGCCAGUAUAUCCUGGUUUGUCUACUGUGUGGGGAAGUUUGGCUCGUAGUAAGGCUAAAGGGUACCGUGUUGGACCAGUGUAUGAUGAUGUAUUGGCAAUGGCUUGGUUUUUCCUUGAGCUAAUUGUUAAAUCCAUGGCAUUGGAACAAACUCGUCUUUUCUAUCACAGUCUUCCUUUAGGUGAAGAUGUUCCGCCAAUGCAAUUGAGGGAAGGUGUUUUCAGAUGUAUAAUGCAGUUGUAUGAUUGCCUUCUAACAGAAGUACAUGAGCGGUGUAAAAAGGGGCUAAGCUUGGCAAAACGUUUGAACAGCAGCUUGGCUUUUUUCUGUUAUGAUCUUUUGUCUGUCAUUGAACCUCGCCAGGUUUUUGAACUGGUGUCUUUGUACUUGGACAAGUUCUCUGGAGUGUGUCAAUCGGUUUUGCAUGAUUGCAAGCUUACUUUUUUGCAAAUUAUUUGUGACCAUGAUCUUUUUGUGGAGAUGCCUGGGAGAGACCCUUCUGAUAGAAACUACCUAUCAUCUGUCUUAAUACAAGAGCUUUUCCUCACUUGGGAUCAUGACGAUCUUUCGCAGAGGGCAAAGGCGGCUAGAACUUUAGUUGUUCUCUUGUGCAAACACGAGUUUGAUGCUCGAUAUCAAAAGCCUGAAGAUAAGCUAUAUAUUGCACAACUAUAUUUUCCACUUAUUGGCCAGAUUCUUGAUGAGAUGCCUGUCUUUUACAAUUUGAAUGCUGUUGAAAAGCGCGAAGCUUUAAUUGUUAUUUUGCAAAUCAUGCGCAAUCUGGAUGAUGCAUCACUUGUCAAAGCAUGGCAGCAGAGCAUUGCUCGAACUAGAUUGUUUUUCAAACUCAUGGAGGAGUGCUUAUCUCUAUUUGAGCACAAAAAAACUGCUGAUAUCUUGCUAUUGGGCUCUAGUUCUCGCAGUCCUGUAGGAGAAGGACCUGGUUCGCCCAAGUAUUCUGAUAGACUUUCUCCUGCUAUCAACAACUAUUUGUCCGAGGCAUCACGACAAGAAGUCAGACCUCAGGGAACACCUGACAAUGGAUACUUGUGGCAAAGAGUGAAUUCGCAGUUGAGCUCCCCUAGCCAACCAUACUCAUUGAGGGAAGCUCUUGCUCAGGCGCAAUCUUCAAGAAUAGGAGCCUCUGCCCAGGCACUUAGGGAAUCUCUGCACCCAGUAUUAAGGCAGAAACUGGAGCUUUGGGAAGAAAACUUGAGUGCUGCUGUUAGUCUUCAGGUUUUGGAAAUAACUGAAAAGUUUUCCAUUAUGGCUGCAUCCCAUAGCAUCGCAACCGAUUAUGGAAAACUUGAUUGCAUCGCAUCCAUUUUUAUGAGCUUCUUUUCUCGGAACCAGCCUUUGGCUUUCUGGAAGGCUUUGUCUCCAGUCUUCAACAAUGUAUUUAAUCUUCACGGGGCAACACUAAUGGCCAGGGAGAAUGAUCGUUUCUUAAAGCAAGUUGCCUUCCAUCUUCUUAGGCUUGCAGUUUUCCGUAAUGAUAGCAUCAGGAAAAGAGCUGUUAUUGGGCUCCAGAUACUUGUGAGGAGUUCUUUCUGCCACUUUCAGCAAACAUCAAGGUUGAGGGUCAUGCUGACUAUCACAUUGUCAGAGCUAAUGUCUGAUGUGCAAGUGACUCAGAUGAAGUCUGAUGGAACAUUGGAAGAGAGUGGUGAGGCACGACGCCUUCGUAAGUCGUUGGAGGAAAUGUCAGAUGAAUCCAAAAGCAAUAGCUUAUUAAGGGAGUGUGGAUUGUUUGAGAAUGCCCUAGAGGCAGUUCCAGAAAGAUUGGCCGAGAACAAGUGGUCAUGGUCGGAGGUUAAACGUCUCUCUGAUAGUAUUCUUCUGGCCCUUGAUGCUAGCCUUGAGCAUGCACUUUUGGGUUCCAUGAUGACCAUGGAUAGAUAUGCAGCUGCAGAGAGCUUCUAUAAACUUGCAAUGGCAUUUGCCCCUGUUCCAGAUCUUCAUAUAAUGUGGUUACUGCAUUUAUGUGAUGCACAUCAGGAAAUGCAGUCUUGGGCUGAGGCAGCACAAUGUGCUGUUGCUGUUGCUGGUGUUAUAAUGCAGGCCCUUGUGGCUAGAAAUGACGGUGUGUGGAGCAAAGAUCAUGUGAUCGCUCUUCGUAAGAUUUGUCCAAUGGUCAGCAGUGAAAUCACAUCUGAAGCAUCUGCAGCUGAGGUAGAAGGAUAUGGUGCUUCAAAGCUAACAGUGGACUCUGCUGUGAAAUACUUACAGCUAGCAAAUAAGCUUUUUUCUCAAGCAGAGCUCUUUCAUUUUUGUGCUAGUAUUCUGGAACUUGUGAUCCCUGUUUAUAAAAGCAGGAGGGCGUAUGGACAGCUGGCUAAGUGUCACACAUUACUCACAAAUAUUUAUGAAUCAAUUCUGGAGCAGGAAAAUAGCCCAAUUCCAUUCACUGAUGCCACAUACUAUAGGGUGGGAUUCUACGGUGAAAAAUUUGGCAAACUGGACAGGAAAGAAUAUGUUUACCGAGAGCCUCGUGAUGUACGCUUAGGUGACAUAAUGGAGAAGCUUAGUCAUAUUUACGAGUCUAGGAUGGAUGGCAGUCACACUUUACACGUAAUUCCAGAUUCUAGGCAAGUGAAGGCAGAUGAACUGCAGCCAGGAGUCUGCUACUUGCAGAUAACUGCUGUUGAUGCUGUCAUGGAAGAUGAAGACUUGGGAAGCAGGAGAGAGAGAAUCUUUUCUCUUUCUACUGGAAGUGUCCGUGCACGAGUCUUUGACCGCUUCUUGUUUGAUACCCCUUUUACCAAAAAUGGGAAGACCCAAGGUGGUUUGGAAGACCAAUGGAAGAGACGAUCUGUUCUACAGACUGAGGGCUCAUUCCCUGCCCUGGUGAAUAGGCUGCCGGUAAUUAAAUCUGAAUCUCUUGAAUUCUCACCUGUAGAGAACGCCAUUGGAAUGAUCGAAACUCGAACAGCUGCUUUACGAAAUGAGCUUGAAGAGCCUCGCAGUUCUGAAGGAGAUCAACUCCCACGUCUCCAGAGCUUGCAGAGAAUACUUCAAGGGAGUGUUGCAGUUCAAGUGAAUAGUGGAGUCCUCAGUGUGUGUACAGCCUUCCUGUCUGGUGAACCAGCCACAAGGUUGCGAUCACAGGAAUUACAGCAACUGAUUGCUGCAUUGCUCGAGUUCAUGGCCGUCUGUAAGCGUGCCAUUCGGGUGCAUUUUAGACUGAUUGGGGAGGAAGACCAGGAUUUCCAUACCCAGCUUGUAAAUGGAUUUCAGUCUCUCACUGCAGAGUUAUCCCAUUACAUCCCUGCCAUUCUCUCCGAGCUCUGACAUUGUAGCAUAGUUUGUGAUUUUGUAAUAUCCACCCUCUCCACAGUUGCUUUUGCAAUGUGUUCAUAUUUUUUUUGUAAUUUGUCUACUUCUCAUUGCCAAGCUAACUACCUUAUUUUUCCCUUUGCUUACGUAAUUAAUUUUCUUUUGUUAGUUUGGGUAUGUUAAAAAUUAUUGCAGUGCUGGAAAAGAAUAUUUGGUAUUCUCA